CUCCACCUCCUCCUCCACCUCCUCCUCCUCCUCCUCCACCACCUCCACCUCCUCCACCUCCAGUGAGAAGGCGCUGCUGGUGAACAAGUUUGAGCUGAGCAUCCGAACGGAGGCCACUCAGGGCCUGAUCCUGUGGAGCGGCAAGGGCCUGGAGCGCUCCGACUACGUCGCCCUGGCCAUCGUGGACGGCCGCGUGCAGAUGACCUACGACCUCGGCUCCAAGCCCGUGGUGCUGCGGUCGUCGGUGCGCGUCGACAGCAACCGCUGGAUCCACAUCAAGGCUAGCAGGGCUCUGAGGGACGGCUCUCUCCAGGUGGGGAACGAGGCUCCGGUGACGGGGGCGUCGCCCCUGGCCGCCACACAGCUGGACACCGACGGAGCCCUCUGGUUGGGAGGGCUGGAGGAGCUGGCUGUGGCGCGCCGGCUGCCCAAGGCCUAUAGCACCGGCUUCAUGGGCUGCAUGAAGGACGUGCUGGUGGACGGUGUGGAGCUCCACCUAGUGGAGGACGCGCUGAACAGCCCCCAGAUACUACACUGCUCUGCAGCCGCAGCCAAAUAACCUGAGGAAGAGGAACGCCGAGAGGAAAAUAAAAGAAUAUACGCUCACUCCCUCCCUUUCCAUAACGCCCGUGUCUCCUGCUGUAAUUAUUUUUCUAUUUUUGUAUACUUUUCAUCGCUUUUUAUAUUGGAUAUAAAAUGAAUAUGUUGUUCUAUCGUUUUUUUUUGUUUUAUAUAUAUUGUUUUCAGAUUCAUUGUUUUUAAUCUGCACCCCCACUCACAGUAUAUACCCCCCCCACACACCUCCUCCUAAAUCCACUGUCAUCAUGUCAUCUCUAGUAGGAGCCUUCUCAAAGGCCUUUUAAAAUUCCAACCUUGUGUUUUUGCUUUGAAUUUAUCCAAGAAUUAGUGAUACGCAUAACUAAAACGGCCUGCAUCCCUCCCCCUCAUUAACUCGUUCAUAGGAUCACACGUUCAUAUCGCUUACCCCCGACAGAACCAGAUUCACGUUUAUCAUUCCCAUAUCCGACAAUCCGCAUUCCCGCGUGUAUACGCAAUGGACUAUAUACCGGACUGGACGCGGAACCCUGCGAGCAUGCGUCCAGCUUCUAUCGUUUAGCACGCUGUUAGCUAACCUCACGGAAAAACUCCCAGACCAGUCGAGCUGCUACUAAAAAAAACAAAGAGAGAGAAAAUACGACGCCUUUCGAAGCCAGAUCAUUAAUCGCUAUGGCAACUGAGCACGAAAAAAAAACUAAAAGAGGAGAGAAAAGCUCUCUAGAGCUUAUUUCUAUUAAUCAGAGUCUUUUAUUUUGAAAUAUGCCUUUCUGCUACCCCCGGUCUUAGAAAAGACGGAGAGAGAAAGAGAGAGAGAGAGAGAGAGAGAGAGAGAGAGAGAGAGAGAGAGAGAGAGAGAGAGAGAGAGGGAGAGAGAGAGAGAGAGAGAGAGAGAGAGAGAGAGAGAGAGAGAGAGAGAGAGAGAGAGAGAGAGAGAGAGAGAGAGAGAGAGAGAGAGAGAUCAGGUUUCCACUUUGACAAUUGAAUCAUUAGUCAACAUCCAAGCCAUUUAAUCAUAGAUAUAAAAAUACGUAUAAUAACCUUAGAGUAUAUUAUUAAUACCUGAGACUGUGAAUCUGUCCCACAGGGUUGGGAGAAUUGUGAAAACUCAUUUGUUAUGCGUUAUGUUUUUCUUCUUUUUUCAAUCUUAUGACAACCACUAAGCAUGCAUUUAUGCAGUAUGAAUUUAAUUGCUUUUAUGGAAAGGAAACAACCAUGUUCAAAUUGUCUAUUCCAAAGCCCCUUCUUUUAACUGAAAGAACGGUGUUUAUUUCUCUGUCAAGUGGAUUUGCUAUGUGUUUUUUUUGUUCCUUUCACUUUUGUGGUUUCAGAAAUAACGGACCCAGGAUAAACGGUUCCCUCUCUCCCAUACGGAGCUUUUGGUCUGUUUUCCCAACGGGAGCAGUACUAGGUUGGCUCGGACGUGAACGGUAGUUUUGGGUGUUGUUACCACUACUGACCACAUGGUGGUGCUGAGGAGGCAAUACCUCAACUGUUGGGGAAUGCUCUUUCAAUCUUUCAAUCAACCAACAAGACGUCCUCUACGACAACAACAAAACAAAAGAAUCCAAAAACUUUCUCCAGGAGUCAACUUGGGUUACAUAGCCUAUAUUUUUUCGUUUUUGAACUUUUGUGAGAAAGUCUGUCGAGAGCGGGACGAGGUGAUGUGUGCUGAUGUGACUUGUUGAACGCUUUUGAACACAGCUGUACAACGGGAAACCAACCGAAUUAACAUAAUACGUGCAUGGGUUCGUACGAUCCACAGAUAUGUGUCCCGUUGGUGAACCGACGCGACGCAGCGUCGUCUGCACGCACCCGGACUAUACAAUAAUAAGCUGAGGUGGCGGUGUCUUUUUAGUUUUUAUAUGAGAUACUUGGCAAUAUAACGAGAUGAAAUCAUGCCUGACCGUGACUUGAGUAUUAAUCCACUCCUGUAGUGCUUCUGUUUGACCCUAAUUAUCCCCAAACACACACUCAUGGAUGGGAGUAUCAAGUAAACAUGUUGUACAGCCCCUCCCUCCCCCCCAUCAUUUUAAAUGGUCAUUUAGAAACGUGUAGUCCUGUUUUUCUGUCCCUUUGUUUUCUAGUUUUUUUUAAUUUGUUUUUAUGAAUUAUACACUGGAACGUCUGAUUUACCGUCUCACCAUUCAUGAAGACCGACCCCCCCCCCAACGGGGUCAAUGGGGCUGGGGGCCUACAAAACCAUGUGACUGUCGGGGGCCAAUCAGGUUCCCAGAAAAUGAGCCGGGACACGCCCUGUUGGACGGACCACGUCGUGACCUGGGUCCCAGAGUCGGUCCUGGACGAUGAGUUCCGUGACAGUUGGGGCACUUGCCGAAAAAGGAUCCGUAUCAGCGGGACACUUAACCGACGCUUAAUGCUUAUUUAGUAGGAGUUAAAAAAAAAAAAGUGUUUCUCAAUCUACGGAUCAAAACUAUGAAUUGCCUUAAAACGAAGAUACAGAAAAAUAUAUCCAACGGGUCGCCUUUGCAGAGGUGACGUCACGCAUUCAUGUCCCGUCGCUGUUUAGUCCUAUUAGCCUCAUCUGCCAUUGUGUAAAUUAACAAAAAUGUAAAAAAAUUAUAAUAAUGACAACAAUUUUAUUAGUAAUAAUAAUGCUCAUUGAAAAAAAAUGUCUCUUCUGGUUUGUUACAAAAAAAAGAAAAUCGCUCUAUUAUUACUGUUGUUGGACCCGAUUUUUUCCGUUGACUUUAUUUAAGUGGUCAUGUGGAGUUCCCCCAUUCUCCCCACGUCUGACCUAUAAACCCACCGUGCGUCGGGAGAGGCGUCCAGCAGGGGGCGCUGCGCCCCCGUGUGAGUGGCAUGACCCCGCUCCCUACAUUACUAACUUUACCAACUCUUUGUCUUGUGUUCCUACCUACCACCAUGAAAUAAAAAGUGUCAGACCAAAUGGAAACAC
Molecule: messenger RNA, 3475 nt
Organism: Gadus morhua (Atlantic cod)
Lineage: Eukaryota; Metazoa; Chordata; Actinopteri; Gadiformes; Gadidae
Product: agrin
Exons: 3
Coding region: 200-559 (119 amino acids)
Source: RefSeq, a predicted model, not a curated record